This is a messenger RNA of Bufo bufo (common toad), 984 nucleotides long. RefSeq names its product GM2 ganglioside activator (gene GM2A). Gene Ontology annotation, molecular function: lipid carrier activity; enzyme activator activity. Bases 158 to 760 code for a protein of 200 amino acids. Lineage: Eukaryota; Metazoa; Chordata; Amphibia; Anura; Bufonidae. Gene Ontology annotation, cellular component: cytoplasmic side of plasma membrane. The record is from RefSeq and is a predicted model, not a curated record. Gene Ontology annotation, biological process: lipid transport; ganglioside catabolic process. The transcript is spliced from 4 exons.
AGGCCGCCUAUUGAGCUGUAGUGUCAUGUGAAUGGCUGCUUCAGGGCACUUCCUCUUUCUGCUGGUGCAUGUCAGGACUGUAUUUGCUGUGCGGAGCAAGAAGCAUCUAUAGGUUAACCACUGCAGACCCUUGGAGUGGGUGCAGCAUUCAUCCACAAUGGCACACACAUAUAUGUGUUUUCUCUUCGCAUGUGUUGCUGUAGUGCCACUGGUGACAGCUUCAGGAAUAUUAGUCAACCGACGACAAUGGAGGAUCACAUCAAUUAAUGGUUUCUCAUGGGCCAAUUGUGAUGCGGAGACUCUACCUGGUAAAAUAAAAACUCUUACUAUCCUACCUGACCCUUUAAUUAUCCCUGGAGAAAUGACAGUGUCUACCAUCUUGAAUACAACUGUACCACUGACCGCUCCAGUCAAGAUACAAGUUACAGCAGAGAAAAAAGUGAUGGGCGAGUGGUUGAAGAUUCCCUGCUUGGAUAAUUUAGGAAGCUGCAACUAUGAUGAUUUUUGUGACCUUUUGGAUCAGUUAAUUCUGCCGGGGCAGCCAUGUCCAGAACCUCUGCACACUUAUGGACUACCGUGUCACUGUCCCUUUCACGAGGGUUUCUACUAUCUCCCUGUCACCAGCUUUGAAAUUCCAAAUCUGUCUAUUCCAUCUUGGUUCACCAAAGGCAAUUACCGCAUAAAAAUUGUCGUCAGCCACGAAGACCAGGAGAUUGGUUGCGCCAAACUCACUCUCUCUCUAUCAGGUUCUUAUCUCUAAAGAAAACAAGGGACCACAAAAGUAGAUAUGGGACAACGAAUAUGGCUUCCAUGAUAAGUUGACAUAAUCACAAAUGUUAUACUGUAAAUGAUAAAUAGAAUGGACUGAGGCCUUUAAAACUUUAUUUUACUUUUACAUAUUAUUACUUUUUACUAACAGUACCAAGGUAAAAGUUUAUUAACCUGGUGUUUUAACAUUUUUUAUGUGUACAUGUAUAUAGUAAG